This is a messenger RNA of Pseudogymnoascus verrucosus, 885 nucleotides long. RefSeq lists its product as uncharacterized. Gene Ontology annotation, molecular function: zinc ion binding; nucleic acid binding. Bases 1 to 885 code for a protein of 294 amino acids. The record is from RefSeq and is a predicted model, not a curated record. The transcript is spliced from 2 exons. NCBI's taxonomy places the organism in Eukaryota, Fungi, Ascomycota, Leotiomycetes, Thelebolales, Thelebolaceae.
AUGGCAGGCAAGCCGCCAAAAGCCAUGUCCUCCCGUCUCUUGACGAUGAAGUUUAUGCAACGCGCCGCUGCUUCGUCCCCCCUCUCCUCGCCAUCGACACCCGACCAACCCUCUGCCAAACGACAAAAGACCAGGCCUGAUGAUUCUCCCUUGGCUGGUUUCGACGUAAAUGCCCUGGCCAACCAGAAGGCUAUUGAGACUGCCCUUGCGAGCGAGGAGGCGAAACGUCAGAUUGCGCUCGAUAAACAGGCAUCCGAAGCUGGCGAUACACGAUGGGUGUUAAAUUUCGAACGAAAUGGCUCGGAGACAGGGCCAGUACGGGGAAACUUGAAGAUACAGCAGGCCAGUUUUUCUGCAAUUGACAGAGACUCCGCGGCAACACCGAGGGUAAUCUAUCAGGCAGAGGAGACCUCGGAUAAUGCUAUAUUUGCAGGACGGAGGAGUUUUGGGAAGUUCAACCGGAAGUUAGAGAAACUACAAGAUCCAGAAGGAGACGACUCGUCGGAUUCAGACUCGGAUAAUGAUAGCGGGGAGCAAGAAGAUGCCGAGGGUAGCAAUAGUGACGACGACGACCCCACGAGCCAACUGAUGAAGACUGCUCGAGACGAAGCGGCCAAAAAGCUGAAGGCUGAGCGGAAAUCCAAACGAAAGGCAGAAAAGGCCGAACUACUCCGUCUGGCCGAGAAACGAAAGAAGAAGAACGUGAAACUGAACAACUUGACAUCUAUAUCGGGGGGCACCAGCGGCGCAUCAAAGGGGACCUGCUACAAGUGCGGGGAGACUGGGCAUUUCCUGGCAGACUGCCCAAAGGGGAAGAAGAGGGGGCGGACAGACGACGACGGAGACCGCCCGAGGUCCUCAAACAAAUCAAGGAAGUCUGGUUGA